Molecule: messenger RNA, 3522 nt
Organism: Dendrobium catenatum
Lineage: Eukaryota; Viridiplantae; Streptophyta; Magnoliopsida; Asparagales; Orchidaceae
Exons: 1
Coding region: 1-3522 (1173 amino acids)
Molecular function (GO): nucleic acid binding; zinc ion binding
Source: RefSeq, a predicted model, not a curated record
AUGUGUAGGGCUAUUAGUGGUAAAGCCAAGAGUAUAGAAAUAGUGGUAUGUGAUCGGAAAGAAGGCAUUGAAGAAUAUUAUAGAAACGUUGCUACUGUUCCAUUGCUUUGUGCAAUUCUGUUUUCCUCUGUUUUUAUCCUUUGCAGGUUCUCUCCGGUGAUCGCCAGAAUAGCUUCGACGGAGCAUCGGCAUCAUAUUGGUAUCAGAGCAAGGAUGGCAGAAGGGAGUAAUCGGGUGGCUACCGAUGGUGAACACAGCCUGGAAGAACUUUGGGCCGGACAUACCAAACUGGUAAGGCGGACGGAGGAGAUGGCGGCAGAUAUGCACCAUUUCUUCGGUGAAAUGCGUCGGGAGUUGAGAUUGAUCAAUGCUCGUCUUGAUAGGAACCGAGCCGCUCGAACCGCUGCACCGAUCUUGGGGCAGGAAACGAGACGUGGGUUCAUGGCAGAAGAAGAACAUCAACGGAAUGACCGGGCACCUGUAGUGACUGAUUCAGAUGAAGAAAAUGACCAUGUUCGGUCAUUGGAACCGUCAGAUUCAGAAGGCGAGAUGAUUCCGAAUCAUAGAAGGCAUGGUAGAAGAGAUCGGGCACAGGGGGAUUUCCGAAUUAAAUUGGAUAUUCCGUUCUUCGAUGGUAGACUGCAUAUAGAGGAUUAUCUUGACUGGGAAAGGUCCGUUGAAUCUUUCUUUGAAUACAUGGAUAUUAGUCCGGAUCGGCAGGUGAAGUACGUUGCCUGUAGAUUAAAAGGGGGCGCUAGUGCGUGGUGGCAACAGGUGUUGCAGUCCCGUCGGCGAGAUGGCAAGGGCGUCGUCCGGAGCUGGUUUCGCAUGAAGCAAUUGCUACGAGGACAUUUUCUACCAACCGAUUAUGAGCAGAUGUUGUACGUGCAGUAUCAACAUUAUUCACAAGGAGGCAAAUCGGUGAAUGAAUAUACCGAAGAAUUUUAUCGGUUAAGUGCCCGGAAUAAUCUCAAUGAAUCUGAAAAUCAACUGGUUGCAAGGUAUGUUAGUGGCUUGAAGGAUUUUAUUCAGGAUAAACUAGAGUUAAAUUCAGUUUGGUCAUUGUCCCAAGCUGUAAACUAUGCUCUCAAAGUGGAAUUACAAUCCAAGAGACAUCACUUCAAUCGGCAGAACAGGAGGAGUGGGGAAUCAGUUGCAGAAGUAAGUAAGAAUCCUGCUCAACAGUUAUCCACCAAUUACAACAAGCCAGUUGUUGUGCCUUCUACCGCUGGGCCACCUCCAACUCCUGUUCCGAAAAUAAUAGAGCCAAGAGGCAACUGGAAGGGUAAAGCUCCAGUGAAAGACAACCCGUAUGCUAAGCCUGGCACGUUAAAAUGUUUCCGGUGUUUUCAACCAGGUCACAAAUCUAAUGAGUGCCCUACUCGGGCGCAUUUGCAAUUAAUAGAAGGGGAAAAUGAUGAGGAAGAAGAAGAUGAUUACGAAACAGUUGAAGAACGGCCUGAAGAUGUGGUUGGGGACGAGGGUGAACCUGUUCUGUGUGUGCUGCAACUACUGCUUCUAGCCCCUCGCCGUCCCGCCAAAACGCAACGAAAUGCCCUUUUCAAAACAAAAUGUACCAUUUCAGGUAAAGUUUGCGAAGUAUUGAUAGAUACGGGUUGCACGGAAAAUGUCAUUUCCAGAGCAGUGGUGCAAUCGUUACAGUUAAAAACGACCAAAAGUCCUAACCCAUAUAAAAUCAGUUGGGUUAAAAGGGGAAUUGAAAUGGCGGUGACGGACAUGUGCAAGGUCGUUUUCUCCAUCGGCAAGCAUUAUGCGAGCGAAGUUCUUUGCGAUGUAGUAGACAUGGAUGUAUGUCAUUUGAUUCUUGGUAGACCUUGGCAGUAUGAUGUUGGGGCCAUUUUUGAUGGGCGGGCUAAUACAUAUUCUUUUGAUUGGAAGGGCAAACGGUUAAGGUUGUUGCCCCGGAAUCCGGAACAGGAAAAUUCUAAUGGCCAUGCUAAGGCGUCACUAGUGGCUGUCAGUGGAAAAGCUUUAUUAAAUGUUUGGAAAGAAUCUUCACACCUGUUGGCAUUACUCAUCAAGGAACAAAACCACCCGCUGGAAGACAGGCCCAUUCCUGAUGGUGUUAAAGUGCUGUUAGAACAAUUUGCUGAGAUUGCACCACCGGAGUUGCCCAGUGGAUUACCGCCAAUAAGGUCCAUUCAGCACCAGAUAGAUCUUGUCCCUGGAGCCAACUUGCCAAAUUUGCCUCAUUACAAAAUGAGUCCGAAUGAGCAUAAAAUUUUACAGCAAAUUGUGGAUGAAAUGUUGGACAAACAGCUUAUUCAAACAAGUCUUAGUCCGUGUGCCGUCCCAGCUCUGUUGGUGCCCAAGAAGGACGGUAGCUGGAGGAUGUGUAUGGAUAGCCGAUCCAUCAACAAGAUUACCGUUAAAUUCAGGUUUCCUAUGCCGAGAAUGGAGGAUAUGAUCGACAAGCUGUCGGGAGCUCAAGUAUUUUCCAAACUUGAUUUGCGGAGUGGGUAUCACCAAAUUAGAGUUCGUCCAGGGGACGAAUGGAAGACCGCUUUCAAAACACGUCAAGGCUUAUAUGAGUGGAAAGUAAUGCCCUUUGGGUUGUGCAAUGCCCCUGCCACUUUCAUGCGACUAAUGAACGAUGUGCUGCGGCCGGUUCUAAACCGUUGUUGUGUCGUGUAUUUCGACGACAUACUAGUUUUCAGUUGUUCCAUGGAAGAGCAUAUCCAACAUUUAACCGCAAUUUUUGAAAUUCUGAAACAGAACAAGCUUUAUCUCAAUAUUACCAAAUGUGAAUUUGCCUUGACACAGGUGGCUUUCCUUGGUUUUCUCAUUUCCGCUUCUGGAGUAAUGGUGGAUCCCCGCAAAGUUACGGCCAUCGUGGAAUGGCCGACGCCGCGAUCACUUUUUGACAUCCACAGCUUCCACGGAUUGGCGAACUUCUACCGCCGAUUUAUCCACAAAUUCAGUAUCAUAAUGGCUCCAAUCACUGAUGUAUUGAAGCAGUCCCAGUUCUCGUGGACGGAAGAACAACAAAAGAGUUUCGAAGCCAUUAAAGCGGCGUUAUCUAUUGCUCCGGUAUUGGCAUUGCCAGAUUUUGACAAACCCUUCAUGGUCGACACAGAUGCAUCGACGGUGGUAAUUGGUGCAGUCUUAUCUCAGGACAAUAAGCCAGUGGAAUUUUUCAGUGAAAAAUUGAGUCCUUCGCGACAACGCUGGACAGUAUAUGAGCAGGAGUUGUAUGCUGUAAUCCGCGCAUUAAAACAAUGGGAGCAUUAUCUAUUGCACCAAGAUUUUGUUUUGAGCAGUGAUCAUAAAGCUUUACAGUACAUUAAUUCUCAAAAGAACAUCAAUAGGAUGCAUGCCCGGUGGAUUAUCUUUUUGCAGAAAUUCACCUUUGUAUUGAAACACAAAAACGGUAUUCAAAACCGUGUGGCCGAUGCACUGAGCCGAAGGGUGGCAUUGCUGACAAAACUGGAGACUGAGUUCAAUGGGUUAACGGGACUGCAGGAACUAUAUCCUAAAGACGAAUUCUUCCGAAACUGGUGA